AUCGCUGGUUUCAUAUUACAAGGUACCACUGAAUCAAGCACUUCUGGUCUCCUGUGCUUGGUAGCGUGGCUGCUCGCGGGAAAGGCAGCUAGUUUAGCCGCGAGAAGAGCAGAGAGGAGGGACGUGGCUGCGAGGCAGGCGGAAGCCCUCGACGAGCUCAUCUUCGACGCUGCCAACUAUAGGCUGAGGCGGCGGCCCCAGCAGAAUAAGUAUAAGCAGCCUUACGAUGUCACCGCCGCCGCCGCCGCCGCCGCCGCCGCCGCCGCCGCUGCCGCUGCCGCUGCGUUGCAUCCGCAAGACGGGUCGAAGGAGGGCGACAAGAUCGCCGCGUUGCCCGGCCAGCCUCAGAGUAACAAUUCUGUGGAUUUUGAUCAGUACGGGGGCUACGUCACGGUCGACGCGCAGCACGGACGGGCUCUCUUUUACUACUUUGCCGAGGCAGCCCGCAGCGCCGAUCCUUCUUCCCGGCCUCUCCUUCUCUGGCUCAACGGAGGGCCGGGAUGUUCUUCGAUCGGAUUCGGCGCCAUGGAGGAGCUCGGCCCCUUUCGUGUGAUGAGCGAUGGGAAGACGCUGUACCGGAACCCAUUCGCGUGGAACAAAGUGGCGAACGUGCUGUUCCUGGAGAGCCCCGCGGGAGUAGGCUUCUCCUACUCGAAUACCAGCGACGACUAUGAACGGAGCGGCGAUCGGAGGACCGCUGAGGAUGCCUACGCCUUCCUUGUCAACUGGAUGGAGAGAUUUCCGGAGUACAAAGGACGAGAUUUCUUCAUUGCCGGCGAGAGCUACGCCGGACACUACGUGCCUCAGCUUGCUCAGACCAUCCUCCACCGUAACAACGCUAGCAAGGAUCAAGCAGCGGGAAGAGAGAACAUUGCGACCAUCAACCUCAAAGGCGUCAUGAUGGGGAAUGCGGUGAUAAAUGACGAAACGGACACAAGAGGAAUGUACGACUACUUCUGGACUCACGCUCUGAUAUCCGACGAGGCCAUCGGUGCGAUCCACAAGAGUUGCAACUUCUCAGCAGACAGCGGCGACCAAUCCCAGAGGUGUCUACAGGCCCUCGAGAGCAUCCAAUUCGGCAACCUUGAUAUCUACAACAUUUACGCCCCUCUGUGCUUGUCACCAGGCGUCGCCAAUAGCCAGCAUCCCAAGAGACCUUCGGUUUGUACAUGCACGCCUAUAGAUACAAAGUAGCGCAAACUAAUUCAACUAUGUAUAUAUAAAGUAGGUCUUGCUUGCUAUUAGGAGCACGGAGUCCUCCGUGCUUCUAAGCCGUUUUCGAUGAUGGAGCUUCCGAAUCGACG
Messenger RNA from Ananas comosus (pineapple), 1304 nucleotides. RefSeq names its product serine carboxypeptidase II-3-like. Gene Ontology annotation, biological process: proteolysis. The annotation marks the transcript as partial. Gene Ontology annotation, molecular function: serine-type carboxypeptidase activity. The transcript is spliced from 5 exons. The record is from RefSeq and is a predicted model, not a curated record. Gene Ontology annotation, cellular component: vacuole. NCBI's taxonomy places the organism in Eukaryota, Viridiplantae, Streptophyta, Magnoliopsida, Poales, Bromeliaceae.